AUGCUUGCUAGUAAAAUACUGGGAAAGAAAUCGGGAGGGCAGAAAGAUUCAGGAGAAUACACGAAAAAGAGUAUGAAAGCUGUAAAUUCUGAACCAAUUCGGCACUUCGAGUCUCAUCCUCAGCAAUCAAAAGGGUUAUGGAAGGCAGGAUUGCGCAUCUGGGUCACCAACUCGGCACUUUGUGCCUCAUCCGGCAAUCAAAUGGACAUCUCCAAACCUUCAACCAACCACCACCUCGAAUGUGACGGGAAGCAACUUAAAAGGCCAGCAAAUGGACCACACCCUCGACCUCAAAUAUGGCAACCAAAAGGGUCAUAG
This is a messenger RNA of Rhizophagus irregularis DAOM 181602=DAOM 197198, 318 nucleotides long. RefSeq lists its product as uncharacterized. The record is from RefSeq and is a predicted model, not a curated record. NCBI's taxonomy places the organism in Eukaryota, Fungi, Glomeromycota, Glomeromycetes, Glomerales, Glomeraceae.